CGGUUCCGUCUAGCGCGUCCCCACCGACCAAUCAGCGGUGCCUGGUCACAAGGACUUCAGCAGAUCCGGUUUUCAUACAGUGCUGGCGGCUGUGUUGAUAUUUCAUCGAUAUCUUUCUCGUCCUGUCACAGAGGAUAGAAGCGCACCUCCAACGUAAAUCAGAAUGGCCCAGGGGAUACCAGACGAGGUGAUGAUGAAUGACACACUGAUAAAAGAAUUGGCGGAUGUGGCAAAAGAUGCAGCGCUUCUGCAGGGUGUUCUAAUGAGGAUCCAGGAGACCCCCAACUCAUCAGAGUUGGUGACCUACGCUCCAUUCACCCUAUUCCCCACACCUGUGCCUAAGGCUGUGUUCCUUCAGGCUCUGGCAGUGCAAACACACUACAACACACUGGUGGACAAGAUCAGUCAGGACACAGACUUUCUGGAAGAGGCUCUCUCCAGCACCAUUGCAGUGGAUGAUUUCACUGCGAGGUUGUUCAAGCUCCACCAACAAAUCCUCAAAGAAGGAAGGUCCCAGUCUAUCGUGUUGGGUCUCAAUCGGUCCGACUACAUGCUGGACCAGAGAGAUGAUGGCUCGUCGUCUCUGAAGCAGAUAGAAAUCAACACCUUUGCUGCCAGUUUUGGAGGUCUCUCAUCACGCACGCCAGAUGUACACCGACACGUCCUUAAGGUGGCUGGGCGACUGGAGGAGAGCCAGAACAUCCUAGACAACAACCCAGCAGCUGGUCUAGCCAGGGCUGUGGCCAAAGCCUGGGAGCUCUAUGGAUCAGAGAGAGCAGUCGUCAUGUUCUUGGUGGAAGAGAGCCAAAGGAACAUCUUUGAUCAGCGAUACAUUGAGAGUGAAUUGUGGAAGAGAAACAUCCCCACAAAAAGAAAACGGUUCGAUGAUGUUUGUAAGACAGGGUCCCUCGAUCAGGACAAGAGGCUGUUUGUUGAUGGCCAAGAGGUUGCAGUGGUGUACUUCAGGAACGGCUACAUGCCCCAGAACUACAUUUCUGAACAGACUUGGGAUGCUCGUCUUCUGAUGGAGCGCUCUCUGGCUGUGAAAUGUCCAGAUAUCAGCACUCACCUGGCUGGAACCAAGAAGGUCCAGCAGGUGCUCACCAGGCCUGGAGUUCUGGAGAAGUUCUUCCCAGACCAGCCUCAAGUAGUGGAGCAGAUCAGAGCAACGUUCGCCGGCCUCUACACUCUAGACAUGGGACCAGAGGGUGACAAAACGGUAACAAUGGCUUUGGAAGAACCAGACCGUUAUGUCCUGAAGCCUCAGCGAGAGGGAGGAGGUAACAACAUCUAUGGGUCAGAGAUCUGCCAGGUCCUGCAGGGAGUGAAGGGCAGCACAGAGAGGAUGGCCUAUAUUCUGAUGGAUAAAAUCCAUCCUGCCCCUGUACAGAACUACCUGCUGAGACGAGAUGCUCCUCUUCAACUCAAUAACUGUCUCAGUGAACUGGGAGUGUUUGGUACCUAUGUCAGGCAAGGUAAAGAUAUGGUGAUGAAUGAGUGUGUGGGUCACCUGCUGAGGACCAAGAGCUCCGAACACUCAGAUGGAGGUGUAGCGGCAGGAGUGGCUGUGCUGGACAAUCCUCUCCUCAUCUGAGAAUUUACACUCCUACCUGCUGGGUUUUUAACAGUUCCCAGAUGGACAACAGUGAAAUGAAGGUUGCACUUUUGAGCCACACUGUCACUGUUAAAUUCAAAGAAAUACUAGCAGUUUAGGCUCACUGUUGCUUCCAUUCCUCCAGGAUUCUUCCGGCCAUUGGAGGUGAUGCAGUAGACAAAUGUCUGUGUAUUAUUUCUAGUGUAGCUCGGUGUUUGUCAUCUGCCAAUAUCAGUGGUUCCUAAAGGGUUUGUGAGGACCAUGAUUGUGAUCAGUUUUUGAUAUCAUGUUGAGUCUAUUCAUGACGUGCUGCUCUCAAAUACUAAAAACUUAACGGCUUAAACAAAACCCAGCAAGUGAUUAGAACACAUCAUUCUAACACAAUAACUUGCUCAGUUUGGUUACACAUGUUAAACUGCCCUAAUUCUCAAUAAAUACUGGAGCUUUUGUUUACCUCAAAUGAAGAGAGGACCAGUUCUUUAUUGGAUGCAAACUGUGAAGCCAUUACCUCUAAUUUGUCAAUUUAUAGAAGUAAAUCUUUUGAUACUUGAAAAAUACUUUCACCGUUUCGAGGACAUAAUCACUUUUCUUACCUGGAACCUUUUUGAUAUGAUAAAGUGUUUUGUUUUGUUUUGAGUUUGCAUUGACAGCAGCCUAGCGUUGGAAACAUGGUGGUGGAAUUUGACCGCCAUCUUGUGGCUCUCUUAUGUUACUACAAUAUGUUAGGUUGGGUCCCUCAAAUGCAGUUAAGUCACUCUGAGUUACUGACAUCUCCCAACAUAUUGCAGUAUAACUGAGAGAACACAGUUUCAUUUCUGAAAGUGAAAGUAUAGGAUAUUAUCAGGCUCUGUAAUAGUGUGUUUAUAAAGUAUGUGAUUUAUGGUUGCUUCAGUUUGACUGUGGAGAGCUUUUGGAAAGCAGGUUGUACAACUCUCUCAAAAUCACUCAUGAUGAAAAACUAUCAAGGUAAAUCCCAGGUUGGACAGGAGUCACAUGUAGAAUCUCUUUAUACUACUUGAAGUUUAGAAAAGUUGGCCAAAAGAAGUGUCCUUAUACAGCUGUUUUUGGCUGUUCACAACCUUUUAUUUGACUAUUUUUAUCUCUUGAACUAUGCUGAUCACUGCCUGUUUUUAUGAUUGAGACAAGCAACUAACAAACCAUUCUCUGUAUUCAUGCACACUACGGCAUUUUGCUGUAAUUUCUCAACCCUGGAAACAAAAUCAGUGGCAAAAAUACCCCAAUCAUUUUCAGUAACUUUAUAAGAAAUAGCUAAUAAAUAAGAAACAUAAAACAUAUGAUUAUUUAUUUUUAUUGUACCUUUUAAAACAAGAAACAGCUGAUUGCAAAUAUAAUGUGAUAUGAUGCGAUGGUCAUUUUAAGAUUUUCUUUUUUAAUUUUGUCCAUUAUGGUUAUGUUAAGGUGAAAGAAAUGUGAAUGUCUAUGUAAGGAAUAGUCAGACAUUUCUCCAUUACAUCAAGGAUACUACUCCUGCAGGCUGAUCUGCAUUUUACUCUGAUUGUGUAAUAGAGUAGCGUAUUUAUUGAAAUUCUUGAGAUAUGAUGAAAGACAAUUAAGAACCAAAUGUUAGACUCUCUGGACCAAAAAAGUGCUGAUCAUCAUGUUCAAUUGAAAAAUAAACUGUCUGUCUGCAUA
Molecule: messenger RNA, 3247 nt
Organism: Dicentrarchus labrax (European seabass)
Lineage: Eukaryota; Metazoa; Chordata; Actinopteri; Moronidae
Gene: gss
Product: glutathione synthetase
Exons: 13
Coding region: 164-1594 (476 amino acids)
Biological process (GO): glutathione biosynthetic process
Cellular component (GO): cytosol
Molecular function (GO): glutathione synthase activity; ATP binding; glutathione binding
Source: RefSeq, a predicted model, not a curated record